AUGGCGGACGAGGCAAGAGUCGAAGAACAAGUGGAAAGUAGUUUAAUUAUCAGGAUUAUAUCCGAACUGUUUGGCAGCCCGCUGAAUUUAGCUUUGCUGGGAAUAUGUAGUUUUCUCAUCUACAAAAUAGUCGCCAGUCGACGCUCGGCAGACUCAAUUCCUGCCAAGGAGCCGGAGCUUCCCCCGCUGAAGAAGCAAGACUUCACGUUGGAACAACUCAGGGAGUUUGACGGUAAAGGAGCUGAAGGCCGGGUACUGAUCGCUGUUAAUGGGAAAGUCUUUGAUGUCACAAGGGGGAAACGCUUUUAUGGUCCAGGUGGUCCAUAUGGGCUGUUUGCUGGCCAUGAUGCUUCUAGGGCCUUAGCAACCUUCUCCUUGGGAGAGGAUGCCUUGAAGAAUGAGUACGAUGACCUAAGUGAUCUCAACAGCCUUCAGAUGGAAAGUGUCCGGGAAUGGGAGAUGCAGUUCCAAGAAAAAUAUGUGUACGUAGGCAAACUAUUAAAGCCCGGAGAACAGCCCACAGACUACACUGACACGGAAGAUGAGGAGAAGACAGAAGUGGACAAGAAAUCACAAUAG
Candidula unifasciata is the source of this 579-nucleotide messenger RNA. The record is from the annotation of a GenBank genome assembly. Lineage: Eukaryota; Metazoa; Mollusca; Gastropoda; Stylommatophora; Geomitridae.